AUGAACGAACAGAAAAAAAACAGGAAUGGCAGGUUAUCUAUCUCACUAAAAGACAUACAAUCUGCCACAGAGAACUUUAGUGACAGUAAUUGCAUUGGAAAAGGGAUUUCCUGGAAGCUAUAUGAAGGAAAACUUGGAAAUACCCCUGUUUUUGCAAAGCGGUGGUCUCCUCUAGAAUAUAAUCGCUUUAUACGAGAGGUUCAGAUUCUUCUCAAGUAUAAGCACGAGAACAUCAUUGGGCUUGUAGGCUAUUGUAAUGAAAUGGGCGAAAAUAUCAUUGUUUACGAGCAUGCCUCCAAUGAAAUACUCGAUAAACAUUUGGAUAAUCACAGUCUUACAUGGAUGAAACGCCUCAAGAUAUGCAUCAAUGUUGCAAACGGAUUGGAAUUUUUCCAUAAAGGCCAUCACCAUAAGGUGCAACAUGGGUACAUUGAAAGUGGUGGUAUUCUACUUGAUAAUGAUUGGAAUGCUAAAAUUUCUAAUUUUGAGUCAGCCUCGUUUGUGAUGUUAGACGAACAUGUUGAAGUCCAUCAAUAUUUCGAUGUAUGCGAUUUAGGUGUGAUUUUAAUUGAUAUGUUGACCAGAAGAUUGUCGGAAGUGGAAGUGGAGGGGGGGUUGAAAGAAAAGAAACCACGGGUCGAACAGGGUUAUCUUCUUCAAUCUUAA
Messenger RNA from Helianthus annuus (common sunflower), 666 nucleotides. RefSeq names its product receptor-like protein kinase FERONIA. Gene Ontology annotation, molecular function: transmembrane receptor protein tyrosine kinase activity; ATP binding. Gene Ontology annotation, cellular component: plasma membrane; plasmodesma. The transcript is spliced from 2 exons. Gene Ontology annotation, biological process: protein autophosphorylation. Lineage: Eukaryota; Viridiplantae; Streptophyta; Magnoliopsida; Asterales; Asteraceae. The coding region runs from base 1 to 666 and encodes 221 amino acids. The record is from RefSeq and is a predicted model, not a curated record.